AAGAAGAAGAAGAAGGUGAAAGGCAUGCUGGGAAAUCUGUCCCGGCGGAUGUUUUGAACCUCUGAGGAUGCUGCGGCCGCUCUCCAGCCUGAGUCUGAGUCCCGGAGUCCGGCUAAAGCUGCUCCGGGCCGGGUUCCAGUUCACCGCCGAGCUACAGUCGUUCAGCCCGGAGGAGCUAGCGGAAGAGGCGGGCGUCUCGCAGCAGGAGGCGCAGGAGGUGCUGGAGGCCCUGGGCUCCAGCGGAGGAGGUGCACCUCCCCUCACCGCUCUGGAGCUGCUGCAGAAGGAGGAGCAGAGCCGGAGCAUCGUGACUUUCUGCUCCCGCCUGGACGAACGGCUGCACGGAGGAAUUCCUGUUGGGAAGCUGACCGAGGUCUGCGGAGCCCCGGGAACCGGGAAGACCCAGCUGUGCCUGCAGGCGGCGGUGGACGUCCAGGUGCCCCAGUGCUUCGGGGGUCUCGGGGGCCAGGCGGUUGUCAUGGAUACGGAGGGCGGCGUCCUGCUGCAGAGGCUGGACGACAUGGCGACCGCCGCCGUCCGCCAUUGCUCGCUGCUGGCCUCCGACGAGGAGCAGCGCGUCGCCAUGGCAACCUUCACCGUGCGCUCGGUGCUGGAGAACGUCUUCCUGGUGCGUUGCCAUGACUACACGGAGCUCCUGGCCGAGGUGCGGCUUCUGCCCGGCUUCCUGCGGGAGCGGCCGGGGGUGCGGCUGGUCGUGGUCGACAGCGUGGCGUUCCCGUUCCGGCUCCACCUGGACGACCCCCCCCACAGGACGCGCCUCCUCCAGGGCCUGGCCCAGCAGCUGGUCGCCGUGGCAACGGGCCACGACGUGGCCGUGGUGGUCACCAACCACAUGACCACGCGGCUGGGCCCCGGGGGGUCCCGGCUGGUGCCGGCGCUGGGGGACAGCUGGGGCCACGCCCCCAACAUUCGGCUGCUGCUGAAGUGGGCGGGGCCUCGCAGGGCGGCGGCCAUCUUUAAAUCGCCAUCUCACCUGAGCGCCAGCGUCCACUUCCAGAUCACCUCCGACGGCUUCCGGGACGCCGAGGAGGAGCCCGACGACCAGCCGCAGAGCAAAAGACCUCGAGGCCACGCCCACCAAUCGGCUUCCGGCGCCCCAUAG
Molecule: messenger RNA, 1123 nt
Organism: Menidia menidia (Atlantic silverside)
Lineage: Eukaryota; Metazoa; Chordata; Actinopteri; Atheriniformes; Atherinopsidae
Source: the annotation of a GenBank genome assembly